UGUCGCCACAUCGUGGAGGCGCUUGAGCUGCGCCCCGAAGCAGCUCUGAGUGAGGGCGCCAUAAUGAAGAGGGAAAAAGUACGCGGUCGUUCUCGUAAACGAAAGAAGUUUCAUUUCAUUUAAACCCAUAAAUCAAUGUGUAAGAGUUCUACCAAGAACAUGGUAAUAUUUGUUUUCGUUGUCGAUACCUCUGCGUCUAUGAACCAGAGAACGUCUAUAGGCACUACGUUGCUUGACGUCGCGAAAAAUGCCGUGGAAACCUUUACAAAGUUUCGUCAGCGAGAUCAGGCGAGUCGAACUGAUCGAUAUAUGUUGGUGACGUUAGAGGAGCCGCCAGGAGCAAUAAAGGCUGGUUGGCGAGAAAAUCAAGUAACUUUCAUGAAUGAACUAAAGAAUCUCCAAGCAACUGGACUGUCAACAUUAGGGACUUCAUUGAAAGAAGCUUUCGAUCUUUUGAAUUUGUAUCGUCUGCACUCUGGAAUAGAUAACUACGGAAUGGGACGAAAUCCUUUCUAUGUUGAGCCAGCGAUGGUAAUUUGUAUUACUGAUGGCAGCAAACUUUCAGGUCAAGGUGGAAUACAGGAUGAGCUUCAUUUGCCCAUGCAUACGAUGUUGCCAGGACAUGAACUGACAACAGAACCAUUUCGUUGGGAUCAGAGAUUGUUUUCCAUCAUAUUACGCAUGCCUGGAACCAGAAGUUCCAUGCCAGGAAAGAUCGGAAUACAAAGCAAUGAACCUGCCAUUGCUGCCAUGUGUGAAGUCACAGGAGGGCGAUGUUAUAAGGUUACGUCAUCAAAGUCUUUGGGACAAGCUUUAGAAUCUCUUGUGCAAAAAGUCCAGUGUGGUGUGGUAAUUAACUUCGAGAAGAUUGGUGGAGCCAAUAAUCCCCCACCACCACCCCCUGAAGUUGUAAAGAACAAUAUAAUGGAGGCACGAGAGACUGAUUCUCCAACUCCUCCCCUCUUGAUUCAUAACCAUGUCAUGAACAAUGUAGACUAUGUCAAAGAUGAAAUAAAAGACAAGAACUCAUUUAAUAAUGAGGAAAAUCAUGUGAAGAUAGAAGGGUCAUUAGCAAGAUGUCAACAGGCUGGAGAUAGCAUAGCUCCAGUACCAUCAAACAGCUUGCAGCCUGAUGAUGCUCUUGGUAGUAUGGGAAUGACAAGAUCAACAACAUCCUCCCCAGUGCCACCAAGUGCGCAGACUACAGCAUGGAUGAGUUGCCGCCGAAUGAUUUAUAUCAAAAGCUCUCCACCAUCUGGUCACUGGCCUGUACCAGAAUCAUUCUGGCCAGAUCCAUCAAUGCAAAUACUGCCUUCACGAGAUGCCCAUCCCAGUGUGUUUUUUUCAUGCAACAAUUCAGAGCCAUUGGUCCUUGACAAUCUGCCAUUUGACAAGUAUGAGCUGGAACCAUCACCGCUGACACAAUACAUCCUGGAGAGAAAAUCACCAUCAAACUGUUGGCAGACAUUCAUUUUGAACAGCAGCAAGAAAGUUGGUGAUAUGGGAUUUCCUUUUGGUUACCUAAAGGCUAGCAGUAACCUUCAAACAGUGAAUCUGUUUGUUAUGCCAUAUAAUUUCCCAGUGCUAUUUCCUAUUGUAGAUGAACUAGUUAAAGUUCACAAGAUGAAACCAACUGCAAAGUGGAAAGAGAAAUUUGAAAGCUAUCUUUCAACAAUGCCAAACUACUAUGCAGGGCCUCUCCGCAAUGCAUUUCGCCGCAUGGGCAUUCCUCCAAACAUUGUUCCAGAUCACUUGGACUCUUUCCUAAGUUACACAGUUGUAAAUUAUCUGAAGAAGGUCAAGCAGCAGAGCAAAAUGGAGACUGAUAGGCUGAUAUCCCUUGUCGGCAAAAACCCUGCUGCUAGAGAAGCAGUACAAAGGCCACUGAGUGUACCAACACGACAUCUGCCUAAAGCCAAGAAACAGGACUUCCGUAAGUUACUGCACAACAACAAUUAUUCCUCCAGUACUGAUGAUAACCGAGUGUCAAGUGAGACAGAUAUCAACAUUCCAAAUGCGUCAUCUCAUAACAUUAAACAGAAUGUCAGAACACAAAGCUACAAAAAUCCAUUCGACAUUUCACGAGAAGAGCUCUUAGAUCAGGUAUCUAGGAUGAGAAUAAACUUUUUUCACACAGCGGCAACAUCAACAAGACUACAAGAUGAAGAUGCCCGUCACAGUGUAGCCAUUGCAGAGAUGGGUAAUUAUCAGGAAGUGCUAAGACAAAUGAGUCCCUUGCGUGAAGUUGAUCCUGGACAGAACAGGGUGCACAUGUUUGGAAAUCCUUUUAAACUGGCUAAAGAUCAGCGAGUGAUGGUUGACGAAGCAGAUGUAAAUGAAGCCAUGGCAGGUCCUCCAUCACGUAAAAGACCUCCUAUGGAUAAUAGACCUGGCUCUCCAAGGGACAAAAAGAGACAGCAGGAAACACCACCUGUACGGUGGCCCAAUAAAAUGAACCAAAAUGGAGGGCCUCUGAUAGGUCCAAUCAACAACAAAGUUCCACCUGACAAAAACUUGUCAAACCAGGAUGUAAAAGUGAACAAUGUCUUUCCUGGUCACCAUGGGGUAAAACGGAAACACAGCGAAGGAGGUGAUGGAGUGCACAAGUCACGGAAGUCGUCAAAAGGUUUAAUAGACCCACAACUUGCAAGGCUUCAACGGCUUCAAAACAAAGGAAGAUUAAAUAGGAAACAUCAACCUGUGACAAAGACUGAUUCAGUUAAUUCUUCCAAGAAUGACUUUGUCUCGUCAAUUCUUAAGGAGGCAGUGACUUCUCAAACUAGAACGUUCUCAGGUCAAGGGGGGCCUUUGCUUCAUUCCAAUGACAAUACGCUUCUUAAAAACAAAUUCACAAACUCAGAAGCACCAGAGGUGUUUGUUGAUGAAGUUGUGAAAGAAAGAGGCAAGGGGCCUUCGCCAAGAUUGCUGAAAAAGCAACUUGCACGAGAAGCAAUGGAGGAAAACAGACUCAUACGCAACACCAUAUUCAAGGAGAUCAGACUCCCUGAAAGAAGUGACGAAGCUAUUUUGGAUCGUGUAGGGAACUUAAAAGGCUCACUUGAAGUUCAGACUUCAGUGGUGCAAGAAAUCAUUGAGGAGGCAGAGUUGUUCAAGAAGAGAGCAUUAAUUGAAAAGCUCUCAGCUCACCUUGGACACCUUCAAGAAAGACUUUCCCCAAACUCUGAUGUGAUUGAAGUUUCAAAAAAGAAAAGAUAGCACUUGUUGUGUUGAGGCAUGGAAAAUUGUUCAUAGCCACUCAACCUCCUGUUUGUUUUUUUCUCAGUUUGAUAAAUUGACAAAUGUAAAUAUUGAUGGCAUGUGGUGAGUUGCAUCAACUCAUAUGGCAGACUGUAAAUUAUAACAAGCUUAAAGUAAAAGAGUUCUGGAGUCAUUUGCUACCUUGUUUGCCAAAGAAAAUAGUAUUUUCAUGUCUUCAAUAUGUGGAGCCAAGACCCCCUCAAAGUCAUUUGCAAUGGAUGGUUAAAGUCCAUGACAAGUAAAAUGGAUGUUGUUUGUCAAUUAGUUAAAUUUUUAGCAGUUGUGUACAGUUUGCCCAAAAGAACCACAAUACAAAUUUGACAAUAAUAUUUUUCUAAAGUUUUCACUCAGGAAUAAUUGAAGAAUAAACUGUAAACUUACAUGUACACUGUUCAGUGUAAUGGCCUUCAUUUGAAUGUUCACAGUGAAAAAUCUCAGUCACAGAGUAAAAGCUAAAAACCUCUUGUGCAGCAUAGAACUUACACAUAGCCACAUAAAGUACUUUGUUGUGACGUCAUUCAAAGACUGUUCCAACACUGUCUAGUUUUGCAGAACAAGUUCGUUCAGAAAAAGUGUUGGUAGAAAUUAAAACACGUAGAAUGUUUUCAGUGCAAAACUUUCUCAUUUUGUAUCUCAUGGCCAGUGUUUUCACUUCUAUGGCAAUUUCCUCUUUGGUAAAGUCGUGUCCAUAAUAACAUAUUGUGUUUGAAAAUAAAGCUACCUACCAGUUUUAA
Orbicella faveolata is the source of this 3992-nucleotide messenger RNA. RefSeq names its product integrator complex subunit 6-like. Lineage: Eukaryota; Metazoa; Cnidaria; Anthozoa; Scleractinia; Merulinidae. Gene Ontology annotation, cellular component: integrator complex. The record is from RefSeq and is a predicted model, not a curated record. Gene Ontology annotation, biological process: snRNA 3'-end processing.